UCGCACACUGACAAACAACUUGUUUAUUCAAGUCUUCCCGUUGACUUUGUCAAAGUCUUUCUCCCUCACACUCCUAACGCACCGCACACGAAGACAAGACUGUGUCACUGUCUCCCUCUCUCACACAUGUUCAUGUUUUAACUCUCUAUGUUGAAGGCUUCCUCUUCUUCUUCUCCCAUUAUCACCUACCUCCCAAUUCCCAAUAAUGCACGCUUUUAGCUUUACUUGAAAAUCUCUCCCCACACCCACAGAUUACAGUUGUCAAGGAAACAUGGCUAGCUUUGAGAAAGAUGAGGAGCCAAUGCUGUUAGAAACACGUGGGCCGCGAUCUGAUGAACAUGUGGAUUCUAAUUUCCGGAGGCUUGUGACAAGGACACGAAGUGCAUCAAUGUCAAUUCCCAUGGUCUCCAUGGAAUCGUCUGACAGAGAAGCUACUUUUGUGGGGCAUACUGGUCCACUACGUACUGUGAGGAAAACACCUUUUCCACAAAUGAGUGGUCCACUCUAUCCCACCCAAGGAACCGGAAAUCCUUUGCAGCGUAGUAGAGUUGUGGCAGGAAACAAUGUAGGGGAGAGCAGGACAGCCAGGUUCCGCAACACAGGUGAAAGUCAUUGGAAUAACAACAAUGAUAGGAAGAAUGAACACUUACUGAGGUCUGGGCAAUUGGGAAUGUGUAAUGAUCCUUAUUGUACUACUUGCCCUGCUAACUUUAAGGCUGCCCAACAAGGAAAUUCAAGAACUUCGUAUAGACGUGAUCCCGUGUUCCAUAAUGUUCUCUAUGGAGAUGCCAAGGGUUUCGCUAGAAAAGUUUACUCAUUUUUCUCUUCUCAUGUUCCUGGAGUUAUGAAUCCUCACAAUAAAGUUGUGCAACAAUGGAACAAGGCUUUGGCUAUUUCUUGUUUGGUGGCAAUUUUUCUAGAUCCAUUAUUUUUCUUCUUACUGAAUGCGCGGGAGGAUUUGAAAUGUAUUGUUAUCAACUGGCCAAUGACAGCUACACUUGUUUUGUUUAGAAGCUUGAAUGAUGCCAUAUAUUUCUUGAACAUUCUUCUUCAGUUUAGGUUGGCUUAUGUUUCUCCCGAGUCAACAGUGGUUGGUGCCGGAGAUUUAGUUGACCAUCCAAAGAAAAUUGCUUUACAUUACCUAUGGGGCUAUUUUUUGCUUGAUUUAUUUAUUGUGAUUCCCCUUCCUCAGAUAAUGCUUUAUUUCAUUAUACCAACCUACUUGGGUUUCUCAGGGGCAAAUUAUGCUAAGAAUCUUCUGCGUGCAGCUAUCCUUGCGCAAUACAUGCCUAGACUAUUCAGGUUUCUGCCUUUGCUGAUUGGCCAGUCUCCAACAGGAUUCAUAUUUGAGUCCGCAUGGGGGAAUUUUAUUAUAAAUCUUCUUAUUUUUAUGCUAUCGGGACACGUUGUUGGCUCUUGCUGGUACCUCUUUGGCCUACAAAGGGUUAAUCAAUGUUUUCGAAACGCCUGCUCUAAUUCUACUCUUCCUGGAUGCAAGAAUUACAUUGAUUGUGGCCUGUCUACCGACACACCAAUUGAGUGGCAUAAUAAUGAAAAUGCCACUAAUUGUUUGAACUCCAGUUCUGGUGUUUUUGAAUAUGGGAUUUAUGCCAAUGCUGUAAGACUUACCACAGAAACUAAUGUGGUCAAGAAAUAUGUGUAUGCUCUGUUUUGGGGUUUCCAGCAAAUAAGUACUCUUGCUGGUAAUCAAACCCCAAGCUAUUUUGUGUGGGAAGUCCUGUUCACAAUGGCCAUCAUAGGGCUAGGACUCUUGCUUUUCGCACUUCUUAUUGGAAACAUACAAAAUUUUCUUCAAGGCCUCGGGCGAAGGAGAUUAGAAAUGCAACUUAGAGGCCGUGAUGUUGAGCAAUGGAUGAGCCAUCGUCGCUUACCAGAAGGUCUAAGAAGGAGAGUAAGACAAGCUGAACGAUAUAAUUGGGCUGCAACAAGAGGGGUAAAUGAAGAAAUUCUUCUAGAGAACAUGCCAGAAGAUCUCCAAAGAGACGUAAGACGCCAUCUGUUCAAAUUUAUCACGAAAGUUCGAAUUUUCGCCUUGAUGGAUGAGCCUAUCUUGGAUGCCAUUUGCGAGAGGCUUAGACAAAAGAUAUACAUAAAAGGAAGUAAUAUCUUGUAUCAAGGUGGUCUAGUGGAGAAGAUGGUCUUUGUUGUGCGCGGGAAAUUGGAGAGCAUUGGAGAAGAUGGAACUAAAAUUAACCUAGCCGAAGGGGAUGCUUGUGGCGAAGAACUCUUGAGAUGGUAUCUAGAGAAUUCAUCAGUUAGCACAGAUGGUAGAAAAGUAAGGCUACCUGGACAAAGGUUGCCGAGCAGCAGGACAGUAACGUGCAUAACAAACGUGGAGGCAUUUUCACUCCGAGCUGCUGACCUUGAAGAAGUAACAAUCAUUUUCACUAGAUUCUUGCGGAGUCCACGUGUUCAAGGAGCUCUAAGAUACGAGUCGCCUUAUUGGAGAUCCCUUGCAGCAAGCCGGAUUCAGGUUGCAUGGAGAUACAGGAAGAAACGACUAAACCGUGCCGCGUCACAACUAGAUUAGGGUGUAGAUUGUGUUCUAUUUUAUCAUUUUUUUUUUUUUGUAUAACCAAGCUGUAUCAUAGGUUAAUAACUUAAUAUAGUAUGUGUUGCUAGCUACCAUGUACAAAAUAUUUCUUGUUCACUCAAAUGAUGAAUGAAUGCUUCAACAUAACAUGAGGUAACCACGUGCGAGGGAACAGCGGAGUUAUAUUAUUCCAA
This is a messenger RNA of Arachis duranensis, 2748 nucleotides long. Its product is annotated as probable cyclic nucleotide-gated ion channel 20, chloroplastic. The transcript has 13 exons. Gene Ontology annotation, biological process: monoatomic ion transport; transmembrane transport. The record is from RefSeq and is a predicted model, not a curated record. Gene Ontology annotation, molecular function: monoatomic ion channel activity. NCBI's taxonomy places the organism in Eukaryota, Viridiplantae, Streptophyta, Magnoliopsida, Fabales, Fabaceae. The coding region runs from base 272 to 2551 and encodes 759 amino acids. Gene Ontology annotation, cellular component: membrane.